AUGGCCAUAGCUGUAAGCGUUGGGGCAUGCUUCACUGAAUAUCUGAGAGUAAUUUGUCGGUGGGCAUGUCUCUGGAGUGUUUUGAGGCGGAGUGCAACAGUACUGUGGCUGAUUGAAUUUAACACAUGCGCUCAAGCAGGCAACCACGCUCCCAUCGGACCCUAUCUUUUGCAGCUCACUCGGGUUACAGGUCUUGGGAUUUCUGUGCAAGUGGUGAAAAAUAAAUUAGCACCUGCGAUGAAGAAGGCUGAUCUGGGGAUACAGUUUGGGAGAGGCUUAUGCCUUGAAUCUGAGGUAUUUCAGUUGGCUUGUGAGCAUGGUCUCAUUGCCAAAGAAGGAAGCAGUUACCUCAUAGGACGAAAGGUGUUUAGUACUGAACAUGCAGCUGAACAGUAUCUGGCAAAAAAUGAUGCGCUUUUUGACAAGGCAGUUAUGAUUUUAAGGAAAAUGAUGUUCGAAAGAUAG
Prunus armeniaca (apricot) is the source of this 465-nucleotide messenger RNA. The record is from the annotation of a GenBank genome assembly. Lineage: Eukaryota; Viridiplantae; Streptophyta; Magnoliopsida; Rosales; Rosaceae.